AUGCCACCUCGAGCCACGGGAGGAUCUCAAUCGACUGUUCCUCCACGCAAGCGGAAGAAGCGGGCGGAUCGUAAGGAGGCGGCCUAUAACCGCGCUGUUGAGCUCCUUGGUGAGGAGAAGGUUCAGGAAAUUCGACGCGAGUGGGAUUCUUUGGAAACGGAGUUUGGAGGGCGAGAAUGGGAGCAGUCAGAGGGAGUAAUUCUGCAACUCCUCCAACAAGGAUUGUCAGAGCGAGUUAUUCGUGCCAUUCUUUCUGUGGGUGGAAGUCGAGCCCCAAGAUUAAGGAAAGUUCUAAAGGAGGGAAUUGAUACCUUGCACACCCGUCGCAGUCGCGCGGCGCCGGCGCAUGCCUUUAGUGACUCAGACUUGGCUACAUUCAAGAACCACUGCUUGACAUGGAUACUGGAAGACGGCUUUCCCUGUCCACACAGACGACCUCGCCAGUUCUUCAACGAACCAGGCCUUACUUGGAAAGUGGUCCAUGCUCGAUACGAAGCCGAUGUCAAGCGUGAAGACCCCAACGCUCGCACGAUGAGCUACUCUCGUUUCAUACAGUAUGUUCACAAGUUGUACCCCGGCGUCCAUCUAUCGAGAACUACUGAGGACGAUUGCGAUUGCAGCACUCGGCUCGAUAUUUAG
Messenger RNA from Phytophthora sojae, 639 nucleotides. RefSeq lists its product as hypothetical. The record is from RefSeq and is a predicted model, not a curated record. Lineage: Eukaryota; Oomycota; Peronosporomycetes; Peronosporales; Peronosporaceae. Bases 1 to 639 code for a protein of 212 amino acids. The transcript has a single exon.